Dicentrarchus labrax (European seabass) is the source of this 3149-nucleotide messenger RNA. Its product is annotated as alpha-tectorin-like. The record is from RefSeq and is a predicted model, not a curated record. Lineage: Eukaryota; Metazoa; Chordata; Actinopteri; Moronidae. The transcript is spliced from 19 exons. Bases 16 to 2559 code for a protein of 847 amino acids.
AAAAGAGACAGGAAGAUGCACAUAGCAAGCACAUCAGGCAGAGAGUUGAAACAUCCAGAAGGGAUUAUCACCGACCUCCAUCUGCAAAGCUUCAUCUCCCUGCUGCUCCAGCCACCCUCCAGAAGCUCUGUGACAGUUUACUGUUGGGACUCCAUCAUGGCAAAUCCUCGUGCACUGCUUCUCCUGCUGGCAGUCGCUGCAAGCCAGGUCGACCUUUCUCUGUCCCAAUCACUUAAUGCUUCUGUGGAAGUGGACAUCAGCAACUGUUCCAUUAGUUUUUAUGGACGUACAUACUCAGUAAUUGAGGUGUCGAAAAAUCUAACCAAUCGUGCAAUUUGUUUCAAACAUAACUCCUCUGACAUCGCACAGGACUGUCUUUGGACUUACAAUAUUGACCAAACAGACAGAAUAACUGUGCAAUUACUAAAUGAAUCAACACCUGUUGACCUGCCAAACUUCAAGUCCAACAUUUCCAAAUGCUUUGUUUCCAUUGUGUUCAAAGCUAAUGACACCAAUUAUGUUAGUGUUUCUUUUUACAAUGUUGGAGCACAAACAGCUGUGAAAUUCUCUGCGAUGAAAGGCUUUAAAAAUCCAUCUGUUGUCAUGGAAACAAAAAACGGUAACACCGCACUGAGCCGACAAUCUGUUCCAACUGCUUCUGCUGUCAAUGUUGACUGGGACAUAAGCGGAUGCAGAGUCGCAGAUGUUGCUCAUGUGGCCAAUUCAACGAUUAGGUUGGUCGCAGAAAACUGCACUACACACGUGUGUGAUGUCUCUGCUGACAUCCAAACUGUCAGUACAUGUGGAUCCAAGAUUUGCCUGGGCAACAACACGUGUGCUAAACCCCCUGCCGUGUGCACUGUGACUGGCUCCACUGUCAUCGAUUUUUCCAGCAGCAUCCACUCUGUUCCUGAUCGCUGUGUAUACAGUCUGAUUAAGCCUCAAGGAAGCUCUGCCUACAACAUAUUGGCAGGUUUCCUUGAGCGACGCCGUCAAGAUGUGGUGUUUUUGGACCACUUGAUACUGUCACUGAAUGGGUCAAGUGUAAAAAUCUAUCUGGAGCAAGGUGGAAGAGUUCGGGUUGAUAACCAAACACUAACGCUCAACACCACGGGUCAGCUGGUUCACGGUGUGGAGCUCUCCAAGAACCAGACUGUGGUUACUGCCAAGAUACCUUUUGCCAACCUGACAGUCUUUUUUGAUGGCAACACUGCACAUGUGGCAGGGGAUAUACAGGCUGUGGAGGGUUUGUGUGGCAACCCCACUAAUUCCAGCGAGAACAGCACCCUGAGUGCAGCCAAGUCCUCUAAUUACAGUGCAGCCAGCUGUGAGAUUCACCACAACGACACCACUAACAGUACGAUCAACUGCAACCGCACAACUGAACACUGCAAUCUCAUGAAGCAGGCACCUUUCACUGCUUGCCACAGCCAUGCUGACCCAGAGCCCUUCAUAACCGCUUGCAUAAACACUUUGUGCAAAUACCCAGCGGUGGACGGUGUCGGCUGCCAGUUUUUUGAAGCUUACGCCAAGUCCUGCAGCCUGAAACAAUACAUCACAUGGGAGGACUGGAGGUCAAACACCAACUGCUCUGCUGCCCCCCCCUGUCAGGACCAGUACUGCAGUGCUCAUGAGUUCUGCGGUGAGCAGCACGGUGAAUCCCGCUGCUUCUGUCGGGCCAUUUUCGCCUCCAAGUACAGAUCAACAGACACUUUAGGUGAGCCGACAGUCUGCACGCAGAACUCUGCCACUCUUACUCUGGCCGGUUGUCUGAUGGAGGAGAAAAACAUCGACUACUCCACCUUACACCUCAGGGACCAGAACUGCACAGGCCGCAUUAACAAUGAGACCCACAUGGUGACUUUCAGCUUCGACAGCAUCAACACCUGCGGGGCGGAGGUUCUGAACAACAAUAGCCAAGUCAUCUACCAGAACACCGUCAUGUUGAGGAACAUCUCCGACAUCAUCACCCGCUACGACCAAGUAAAUAUCGACUUCUCCUGCUACUACACCAAGCCGGAAGUCAAGAGUGUGUCCUUCAAGAUCAAAGACAGCUCUGUGGUGACGCAGAUUGUAUCUGGAAUUUGGAAUUACACUGUGAUGAUGAACACCUACACUGACUCCAGCCGCAUGCACCUUGUCAAGUCAGACACUGAGGUUGCACUGAACCAGAAGAUCUGGGUGGAGCUGAAGACGGCUGGGCUGGACGCCAAAAUGGUUGCUGUGGUGACCGACUCCUGCUGGGCAAGCAACAGCCCGUCACCUAAUGCGACUGUGCGAUACGACCUUAUUAAAAACAAAUGCCCGAACCCCGUUGACCAGACGGUAAAGGUGGAGGGAAAUGGAAACGGAUUGUCCAAUUUCUUCUCUUUCAACAUGUUCCAGUUCUCUGGGGGUAACGGCCAAGUUUACCUGCACUGCAAACUGGAGCUGUGCCUCAUACAGGGCAACAACUGUACUGUGAGCUGCAGCGGAGGUGGUAGCAGGAAGCGCAGAUCUUCCAGGUCCAAGUAUGCUGAAGAAAACCAAGCCCUCAUCACUAUGACCUGGAGUAAUUAGAUUCCUGACUUAAACCUCAGCCUCUAUAAGGAGCCGGAAAUCUUACUGGAUCUGAAGAAUGUUUAAAAAGAUGUUGGAAAUUCUUUAGUUGUUGUAGCUGUAUUGUAGCUGUUCAGGUUGGUUAAUUCACUUUGGGGUUAUUGUCAAUAUGUAUUUUUAGUGGUCUUUUAAAGGAUUUAGUGGCAUCUAGCAGUGAAGUUUCUCUUCAACUCUUGCAACUAACUGAACACCAAAUGGGCUGUGACUCCACUGUAGAUAAACACACUUUAUUCCAUGGUAACGAAAACACAAUGAUUCUUAUUUUCAGGUGAAUAUACACUCAUUAUUUCUGCAGAAUUUUUGAUGAUUAAAUUGAAUGAAUGAAUAAUAACUAAUUUUGAGAAUAGUUAGGAUGUGUGUAAUGAAGACGAAUAAUCAGAAGUUUGUCAGGCUCAGAAGAUGCGAACACCACAUUAAAAUGGAGAAUAUUUGAUUGUAGUGUUACUAUAAAUGAAGAUUGGCUGUACACGUGACAUUCUGUUGUACCAUUAUUAUGUAAUUAUUGUUAUCUGACAAAAAAAAAAGAAAUAAAGGGAGUGGGUAAAAACAAA